Messenger RNA from Tarenaya hassleriana, 2105 nucleotides. Its product is annotated as double-stranded RNA-binding protein 2-like. The record is from RefSeq and is a predicted model, not a curated record. Bases 103 to 1734 code for a protein of 543 amino acids. NCBI's taxonomy places the organism in Eukaryota, Viridiplantae, Streptophyta, Magnoliopsida, Brassicales, Cleomaceae. The transcript has 4 exons. Gene Ontology annotation, molecular function: double-stranded RNA binding.
UUAGAUUUGUAGCCGCGUGCAUAGUUUGGGAAUAAUUCAUCUCUGAUAUUAUUUUUUUUGGCGAUUUAUGGCGUUUCGACUCAGCAACUGAUUUUCUAGGGCAUGCUUUGUUCGUUUUCUUUCGUCCUCGUGCUUUGGUUGGGGGAUGGUUUUUGCUGGUCUGCUGAAGGCAUGUACAAAAAUCAACUACAAGAAUUAGCACAGAGAAGCUGCUUCAACUUUCCGUCUUAUUCAUGUAUUCGAGAGGGACCAGAUCACGCUCCUCGUUUCAAAGCAACUGUAAACUUCAAUGGAGAGACUUUCGAGAGCCCAACAUUCUGCUCAACUCUAAGGCAAGCAGAACACGCUGCUGCUGAAGUAGCCCUUAACACGCUCGCUGAGAGAGGUCCAUCCCGUGCAUUGGCUGCCAAAAUUCUGGAUGAGACUGGAGUCUAUAAGAAUUUGCUUCAGGAGACUGCCCAUAGAGCUGGUUUAAACCUUCCCAUAUAUACAACUAUUCGUCUAGGACUACGCCAUGUACCUCUCUUUUCAUGCACAGUUGAGCUUGGCGGAAUGAGCUUCAUGGGGGAGCCAGCAAGAACAAAGAAACAGGCACAAAAGAACGCAGCAAUCACUGCUUGGGUUUCACUGAAACGCUUGGCUCAGCAGGACUCAUCUACUUCAGUUUCUGCAUUUUCCUCAUCAUCAGGAUCCAAAGAUUAUCAAGAACAAGACCAAGUUGUGAUUGCUCGUGCACUUGCAUCUUUGCUAUCAAAAUCUGCUGCAACAAGCAACUGCCUGGGUAAACUGCACAGUCCUAUACCUGUGUCCAGAGAUCUAAACCCACCAAGUCUGUAUCCUAUGCAUGCUGGACCUUGGGCAUACCCGAACUAUGCUCCAGGUUUUGCUGUUUACCAAAUGUGGCAGCAACAACAUUACUUACAAUUUCAGAGCCAUCCGUUGAGACUCCCUUCACCAACAUCACCUGCAUUGAUUCCUCAUAGCUAUGCCUAUUCUAUCAUUCAUCCGGAUCAUGGCCUGUAUCUUGCAGGGGUUGAGGAACCACAUUCAAGAAUUUCUAUUGCCUCUUCCGGCAUGUUUUUUAACUCACCUAUUAGAAACCAGUCCACAGUGACUAUUCAAGAGAUACACGAGGAGAAAGCGGAAGAAACAUCUGGAUCCUCUCUUUCAGUAUCAGUGUCAGAACACCCAGUUUCUCCUCAUCCCAGCGUGGGACAAACUCAUUCAAGAGGAUCAGUUAUUGUCGGAGACAACAAUCAGAAGGCUGUCGAGUCGGAGAACAAAGUGGAAAUCUAUGGAUCUAGUGGGAAAGAAUUUCAACAAGUGGAGCGGGUUUCAGUGGUUUCUGAUAGAAAUCUACGAUUGAAUUAUGCAAGACCACGUCACCAACCAAAGCCAAUUUCAUCCUCAGGUCCAAGUUUCAGGCCACAAUCAUUUUCCACAAUCUGCAGGACUCCACCUCAGAACUCACCAAGCUUUGCCUCUGCACCUGCAAGAAUGAAAACGGGCUCGCAUUCAUGUUCAGCUAUGUCUAGGCCAGAACGAAUAAACUUCGGGGUGGUUCAUCCAAAAUUUAGGGCACCACCUGUAAGAAUAAGAUCAGUUACACCGGUCUGUUCUGCUCCUCCGCCAAGACAAGUGUGCAGUUCAGACCAGGAUGAACCAUUGGCUGGAAUGGAGAAGAAAGAUCAUGUUUCGGGAACGAGUUCAGGGAUCGGUAAGCGACAAAUAUGAAUACUUGUAUACUCCAUACGCGUGCAUGUACAUCCAUGUUCAGCUUUGGAAAGGUGAAUCUUGUGGGAUCCAUAUGAGCUUCCAAUCACCAGUUGUGAGAGAGAUGAAUUACACCAAGGAAGCAUUUCGAGUUACAAGACUUCCGACAAGUGUGGAAUGAUGUCUCCAAGGUAAGCUCAAACUAUUGGUAUAUAUCAAGUAUCGUGUACGUAUAGGGAAACUAGAUGGUCUGAACAAUCAUGGAGGAAAUUCCAACCACUGCUUACUGAUAAUGAGUAGCUAAAAAUUAUGAAAUAUGUAUAAUAAGUUCGCUAAGUCUUGUCCUGUGUCAUGUGAGGCGUUAUAAAUAGGCUGCGGAUUUUUUCCUUGUA